UUAAAUGUGAAGAGAUGAUGUCAUCUAUUGGCUCCCUCCCAGCAGGCCUCAUUUCCUGCACUGGUUAUUUAAGAUGAGUUUCAAGCAUUUCAUCUAAUAUUUGCAAAUGUCAGAUAUGGAAGUGUAUAUUAACACACUAUAUUCUGAGUUGAACAUUCCCUUUCAGCAAACGGAUCAGACCAGCAAGCAGCGUCCAGAAAUGCGACGCAGAUGGUCUGUUUGUAUUCUUAUUGUUAUUUUUGUGUGCCUCCUAUUGGCAGCAGCCGCUGCCAUUGCUGUUAUGGCACUAAAGACAAACCCCUGUCCCGAGUGGUGGGUGCGUUACAAAGACAAGUGUUACUACAUUUCAACAAACAAAACCACGUGGAACACAAGUGCAGAGGAUUGCAUGUCACAAGGAGCUCAGCUCAUCAUGAUGGAAGACCAAGAGGAACUGGAACUUCUCCGUCAUCAGUGUAGAGUUCAUUUAUCUUUCUGGAUUGGACUGAGAAGAAAAGUGGACUGGAAGUGGAUUGAUGGACGGGCUUUCAAUUCUACAAGUUCUGAUUUGAUAGGGCAAGGAAGCUGUGCCUGUCUGACUGGAAAGAAAAUACAAAGUUUGAACUGUGAUCAGGAUCUAUACUGGAUCUGCAAGAAGUGGUCCUCUUAUAUGUGACUAAACCAGAAGGACACAAAUACUGGACACAAGGCCCUUAACACUCUCCGUAUUAUAAGGAACUGUUGUUGAAAAUAAUAUCUUGAAUAAAAGAAAUGAAGUAUCAAGAAACUGAAUUUAAAAGCUUGCAGUGGAUCUGUCUAUAGCAGUGUACCUUAGUAAAAACACAAAUAUAUUGUUGAACAUUUAAUGCAGAUUUGGCACCAAAAGUGUGAAGUACAGAUUGAAUUUGUCAAAGUACAUGGAACUGAUUACCUUUCUCAUGUUUGUGAGUUUGAGAAAUUUACAGAUAUGGACAAAUUUGUUGGUCCCCUUGAAAAAAAUCUUGUAUGCCCCCUGAAAAGAGAUUAAUUUGUCCCCUGUAUACAUGAAUGCCUUUUGUGAAAAAAGAUCAGGUACUGCUUGUUCUACAAAUUGGCCUGGACACACUUGUUAGUUCCCCAUAGAAAAUAUCUAAAGAAUUGGAUCCGAGUGAUUUUUUAAAACUGGCUGUUUUCUCAGUUUCAUAUCACACAAUUCUCCAAUUGUGCAAUCAGUCAUUCAGCUGAUUGGAAUGGAGAAAAGUCGUCACUUUGCUGUUUGGUGCCACCAUGUGUCCCACACUGAACAUGGACCAGAGAAAGCAAAAUAGAGAGUUGUCAGAGGAGAUCAGAAGGACAAUGACAGACAAUCAUGUGAAACAUAAAGGCUAGAAGUCCAUCUCCAAGCAGCUUGAUUAUCCUGUGACAACAAUGCCAAAUAUUAUGAGGAAGUUUAAUGUUCAUGAGACUGUAGACAACUACCCAAGAGGAAAAUUGACCUUAGAAUGGGUAGAAGGAUAUUGAGAUUGACAGACAAAAAGCCAAAGACAGCUUCCAAAGAGAUACAAGCUGAUCUCCAAGGUCAGGGUCCAUCAUUGUCUGAUUACAAUAUCCAUGACUUUCUGAGUGGCAAUGGGCUCAGUGAAAUGAGACUCAGAAGGACACCACUGUCGAAAGAAAUGCCAGAUUGGAAUAAGCUCAAAUGCAUAUUAACUUCUUAAUGCUUCUUGGAGAAUGUCCUUUGGUGAGGUGAGACAAAACUGGAGCAUUUUAGCAAGUAACAUCAGCCCCAUGUUCACAGAUGAAGAAAUCAAGGUGUCAAAAUAAAGAACACCAGACCUACUGUGAAACGUGGAGGAGACUCGCUUAUGUUUUAGGGCUGCUUUGCUGUGUUUGGCACAGGGUGCCUUCAGUCUAUGAAGGGAACAAUGAAAUCUUAAGACAUUCUUGAGUGAGAUGUACUGCCCAGUGGCAGAAAGCUCUGUCUCAAUAAUCGCAGGUCAUGGAUCCUCCAACAGGAUAAGGAGCUGAAACACACAGCUGAAAACAUCCAAGAAUGGCUAAAAACAAAACAUUGGACUGUUCUGAAGUGGCCAUCAAGAAACCCUGAUUUGAGUUCUAUGGAACAUCUAAAGAAAGAAAUGAAACGUGCAGUCUGGAGAAGACCCACUUCAAACCUGACCCACCUGGAGUAGUUUGCUCAGGACGAGUGGGCCAAACGACCUGUGGACAGGAGCAGGAGUCUCACAGAGAGUUCUAGGAAUCACUUGUUUGCAGGGACUGCCAGCUCUAAAAGUUGUGGAACAAAAUAUUAGGUUAAAGGUCCCAUCAUUUGUUGUCCAUACCAUUUCCUUUGUGUUAUUAUUAGAAAUAUUCUGUAGAAUCAGAACUCUAAAGCAAAGUCUGAAUUUUGUUAAAUAUGGAAUAAACAAUGAUGA
This is a messenger RNA of Polypterus senegalus (gray bichir), 2393 nucleotides long. Its product is annotated as killer cell lectin-like receptor subfamily B member 1B allele B. The transcript is spliced from 5 exons. NCBI's taxonomy places the organism in Eukaryota, Metazoa, Chordata, Cladistia, Polypteriformes, Polypteridae. The coding region runs from base 107 to 655 and encodes 182 amino acids. The record is from RefSeq and is a predicted model, not a curated record.